Molecule: messenger RNA, 3459 nt
Organism: Pieris macdunnoughi
Lineage: Eukaryota; Metazoa; Arthropoda; Insecta; Lepidoptera; Pieridae
Source: the annotation of a GenBank genome assembly
AUGUAUCCGACGCCGCCGUUCAGAUAUAACGACAUGGAGGAAAAUAUUGCGUUGUGGAUGCUAUAUGGCGCGCCAAAAAGCGGCUCCAUGCUGCUGUACAGUCGAAAGAAGGUCCGGUACAGGCGCGAUGGAUACUGCUGGAAGAAACGGAAAGACGGAAAGACAACCCGAGAAGAUCACAUGAAACUGAAGGUUCAAGGUACCGAGUGCAUUUAUGGAUGCUACGUACACUCUGCCAUUUUGCCGACAUUCCACCGAAGAUGUUACUGGCUAUUGCAGAAUCCAGAUAUAGUACUAGUUCACUAUCUGAAUGUCCCGUACCCCGAUGACAACAAGCUGGCGACGGUGGCACCAAGUUUGGCGCUGUGGGCCGACAAAAAAGAAUGGACGAAAGAUGAACUAGUCAGCCAGUUGAAACCUAUGUUCUUCAGCGAAGAUGAACCGGAUCUUAAUAGCGAUUUGGAAAUAUCAGGGAAAAUGUUUCAGACGACGGAAACCGUGGAAGCGAUUGUGGGGCAAUUAAUGGAAAAACAAAGAGCAGCUCGAGCAGCAGCAUUGGCUAGGCAAUUAGAAUGUGGUUGCCCUGAUUCAACUUGUCAAGAUUCAAGGACAUGUGCUCAUCCCCUGCGUCGUAUCCAGGCAUCGAAACCACCAGCAUCGGACCACCACGUGUCCUCUACAACUGGGCCCUCACCUCGACCUAUGGCACAACCCCCACGCCAAUACACAAGAGAUCAUAGGACUUCCACUCAGUCGUCCCCCUUGUUAUUAUCAUUGGGACAGAUACAAGGAGGUGGAGGUUUACUAAUCUUGAACGGUACUAGUAAUGGAGGUCAACAGCAUUCUUCCUUAGUAUCACCAUUGUCAGUAACUUCGUUUGUUUGUGAAGAGCCAAGAGACAGAUACCGUCAACAAUAUAAACCCACUUUUGUAUUAAAAAGGGAAAUUCCGGAUAACCUGCCAAAUACAUGUAUUAAUAAAACAGAAUCGACUUUCGAAGUAGAAACACAGGUAGAAGAGAAAGUGAAUAUAGAAAUUUUUGAUAGGAAAAUAAAGAUGGAACCGAGAAGUCGUGGCCACAUGAUCGCAAGCGCACCGGCGACGCCAUCUCGAUACCCAGAUCUUCUAGAGCGUUUAGAGAAUAAAGUGCAUAUAGAUAACUGUGAUGAUACGUUAGUUUUGUUAGGAACAGAUGCGCAUUUAGAAUCAUCUAGUGGAUUUUUUGACGAGACGUUAGAGUUAUCGCAUGAAGAUAUUCAAAAAACGUUGUCAGCGAAUAUGCCAACGUGUGAAUUAGAUAGAAGUGUAGUACGGUCCACGGAGACCGCUAAUGUAAUGGUGUCCGGUAUUGAUACUAUGGACUUUAUAGAGAGUUGUGAGGCUGUAGCGUCACCCACGCAUGUGGUAGAUGACAAUGUAUUUGUCAAUUUGGAUGCUUUCGACAUGCUAGGCGAUUUUCCUGAACUGGAAGUACUAGAUCCGAGCUCAAUUUCCACGAAUCCUAUGUCCUUAUGUGGUAAUUCACCGUCUGACAACCAAGAAAAGAUGCAGACUGAUAGUAAUAAUGAGCGAGCAUUAAGUAUCACUGAUUACUCUCCGGAAUGGGCGUAUCCAGAAGGUGGUGUUAAGGUACUAGUCGCGGGACCUUGGACUGAGACUUCUGAUCAAUACACGGUUCUGUUUGACAAUUUUCCAGUACCAUCAAUAUUGGUUCAAAAUGGACUCUUGAGGUGUUAUUGUCCAGCGCAUGAGGCAGGUUUAGCAGCGAUGCAAGUGGCUAGAGGUGGCCGCGUAGUAUCUGAUACCGUUGUAUUCGAGUACAAAGCUGGCCCAGCUCCCGCACCUACGUCUCCGGCAUCGGCGCCGUUACCGUCGCUGGAUUUUAGGCGGUUCUCAUUACUGCAGCGCCUACAACGCCUACAUGGGCGCUUGCAGUUGAAAACAGAGCCUAUGGAUGAUAAUAAUCAGGUUGAAGACGUCCAGUUGUAUACGAACCCAAAAUUUGAAGAUCGUCUGGUCACAUUUUGCCAAUCGUUGAGUAAUAGGUCAGCAGGUACUUCUGAGGGCUUUGCAACCGAACCAAGUGAGGAAGGAUCUACAAUCCUCCACUUGGCGGCAGCUUUGGGUUACACCAAGUUGACCACAGCCCUGCUUCGAUGGCGGCAGGAUGAUAAUAGCUUAGCAUUAGAAAAGGAAGUUAAUUUAGGAGCCAGAGACAGCGACAAUAAUACACCAUUGAUGGUAGCUAGUGCGGCGGGUCAUACAGACACGGCAGUAGUUCUAGCUCGCUGGAGCGCAGGCACAAGGCGUGAAGCCGGCGCACGCGCAGCGGCUGCAGCCGCACAUCGAGCUGGUCAUACCCAACUAGCUGCGUUGCUUGAUAGGAUUCAUCCACCUACGGGAGAUGCGGUUUUUCGGAGACCUUAUAGUUUGUUGCAAAAAGGUCGAACGGGAAGCUUAGAAAGCAAUUUAGUGAAAAGACCUUCAAUUGAUAGCGGCAUCAACAUGGCAGAUGCAUUUCGUUCAAACUCCGCUAUUGAUAGGAAUGACUCUACUUCACUAAGGUGGGAGAGAAGUAUGUCUUUACCCUUAGACUCUGACACUUCUGAAGAUAGUCUCGGAGAUAUGAAGAUAGGCCGUCGCAUGGAUCUAGCCCUCUGGGAGCAGGAUGACAGAGUGUUCACGUUAGCAGAACAGAUAAUAGCCGCAAUGCCCGAAAGAAUAAAGAACGAAAGCUCUACAUUGCUAUCCGGCUGCGAACUGGACCACGGACCUGGCGGCGGUGAUGACGCGCUCAUGGUGCCCCUACUUGAUGACACAACUGCGUUCCACGCCGAGUUCAACUUUGAGUUUUGUGACAACACUUACAGAACAUAUUGUGGCGGAUCCACUCCUUGCUCAUCCGGGUCAGUUUCCCCUGGAUCAGCAUUAUCUCCACCCCCAGCCUCACCUUUAUCAGCUCUACCCUGUACCCCGUCAGCCACACUGCAGGAGUUUCUGAAUACCACCACACACUUUUCGAGCCUUACUCUCAACGAUCGCGAGCAGCGGGAACUGUACUCAGCAGCCAUAACCAUCCAAAAGGCAUACCGUCAGUACCGCGGACGACAACUGCAGCGCCGAGCAGCAGCUGCCGCCAUCACUAUACAGAACUGCUACCGGCGAUACAAACAGUUCGCUUACCUGAAGCAAAUGCACGCCGCCGCCAUUGUUAUUCAGCGCGGUUACCGCUCACACAGGGAGAGUCGGCAACAGGCCGCCACUGCGACAAUCAAAUUGCAGAGAGAGCGAGCCGCAAGCGCGAGGGCGGACCGGCUGCUGCAGGAUGCCCGCCGAAACUCGUUGCAGCCCAUCACCAGUACACCUCACACGCCUAAUAGGAUCAUUGAUUACUUAGCGCCCGAAUCACCUAUGAACGCCGAUGAUGAUUUACUGAUCGAGCUUUUAUUUAAAAUGUGA